AUGUUGGUUGAAGUAGAUGAGUAUGAAACCGGAUGGGAAACAAAUAGAUUAGAAUUGAUAUUGCUUGUAACAUUGAAGACGAAGCUCGUAACGGCAAAAAUCAUUGAUACUAUAAUCGACGAGCAGCCAUUGGCUAUUUUUUCGCUGAAUAAGGUGUUGCCGGAGGAAUUGUUCAAGUUAGCUCCUACGCCUGCACCGGCACCGGCACCAGCUCCUGAGGCUGAUGCUGACUCUUUGGCCCCUUCCAAGAAAAAGCACAGGUCUCCGCAGGUGCCCGCUACUCCAUUUGACUCAUUGGCUGAUGCACCUGACGAAGAUGCAGUGGAUCAUAUUGCGGACAAUAACAAAGCCGUUGGAUAUAAUUGGGGAAGAUUUGUGGUAGUAAUUUUCGCUCUCUGGUUUGAUUUGUGA
Messenger RNA from Fraxinus pennsylvanica, 411 nucleotides. Lineage: Eukaryota; Viridiplantae; Streptophyta; Magnoliopsida; Lamiales; Oleaceae. The record is from the annotation of a GenBank genome assembly.